Notothenia coriiceps (black rockcod) is the source of this 2130-nucleotide messenger RNA. It is a transcript of the gene hdhd5, whose product is annotated as haloacid dehalogenase like hydrolase domain containing 5. The coding region runs from base 1 to 1263 and encodes 420 amino acids. Gene Ontology annotation, biological process: glycerophospholipid biosynthetic process. Gene Ontology annotation, cellular component: mitochondrion. Lineage: Eukaryota; Metazoa; Chordata; Actinopteri; Perciformes; Nototheniidae. The record is from RefSeq and is a predicted model, not a curated record. The transcript is spliced from 8 exons.
AUGGGGGUGCACUUGANCUGCAAAGAUUUGAUGCUCCCUCCUCAGGGCGCCGGCUCCUUCGGGCUCCUCUUUGACAUUGAUGGGGUGCUGGUGCGGGGCAGGACCCCCAUCCCUGCAGCCAAGCAGUGCUUCAAGAACCUGGUGGACCGCCAUGGGAAAUACAAGGUGCCUGUGGUGUUUGUCACCAACGCUGGGAACUCCAUGAGGCAGGCUAAAGCAGAGCACCUGUCACAUCUGCUUGAGGUGGAGGUGACUCCAGACCAGGUGAUGCUGUCUCACAGUCCUUUGCGAAUGUUCACCGAUAUCCAUAAAAUGCGGGUGCUGGUGUCGGGACAGGGUCCCAUAGAGGAGGUCGCUCACAACCUGGGCUUUCAGGAUGUUGUUACCAUAGAUAUGCUCAGGGAUGCAUAUCCUCUUCUAGAUGUCGUAGAUCACAACAGAAGGCCCAAGGACAAGAUUCCCCCCACAAAAGGCUUACGACCAAUAGACGCUGUCAUCCUAUUUGGUGAGCCAAUCAGAUGGGAGACCAACCUCCAGCUUAUUGUUGAUGUCCUCCUGUCUAACGGGAACCCAGACAAUGUUUGGAACGCGGCGCGGUACCCUCACAUCCCACUCCUGGCCUGUAACAUGGACCUGCUGUGGAUGGCCGAGGCGAAGAGUCCCAGGUUUGGUCACGGUAUGUUCCUGGUGUGCUUAGAGAGCAUGUACAAGAAGGUCACAGGCUUUGAUCUGAAGUACGAGGCUCUGAUCGGUAAACCCAGCGUGGUGACGUAUAACUACGCCGAGCUGCUGAUCAGAGAGCAGGCCAAGAGGCUGGGCUGGACCACGCCUGUGAAGCGGCUGUAUGCUAUAGGUGAUAACCUCAUGUCGGACAUAUACGGCGCCAACCUCUACGACCACUACCUUCAGGCUUCCCAGCGCACCAAGGCCAAGAUGCAGGCCAAGAGUGGGGGAGGAGGCUCAGAAACUGUUGAAGACGCCCUGAAAAUGACCUCAGCAGAACUGGGCGGAGCGUCAGGUGUGCACAGGACAGAGGGGGACCUCCCUGAGGGCUGCAGCUCCAUCCUGGUGUGCACAGGAGUGUACAGCAGAGAGAUGGGGCUGCCCUCAGACCCUGCCCACGCCGUGAAGGAUCAGCCCACCUUCCACGGCCACAGGGACUUCCGCUUCGACCCCAGCCUCACGGAGCCGACCUUCCUGGUGGAGGAUGUGAAGGAGGCGGUGGAGCUGGUGUUCCAGCAGGAAGGCUGGCCUCUGGAGUAGGAUGAGCGGCUUCAUCAAUAACAGCCGUCCAGAAAACAACUGUAACCAUCCUAAACCGGUAGCUGCACCAUCUAUAAGAGUUGUUUUGUUACUAACAUCCGUCCCUAAUCCUGACUGGGGAUAUGAAGCUGUUUCAGUGGCUUGUUUUUACAGAUUUUUAUAAAGUGCCGUAGAAUUAAAUGCAAACAGCAACAGUAUGCAAUCCUUUUUAAGUUGGUCAUGUUUGAUAGUGUGUCACAGACUGCUACAGUAUUUAUAUUGCACAACACAUCCACAAACACACACAAUUGCCCUACCUACUACUACUACUACUGUAUAUGUCAAUUGAUCAAGUAGAAAGUGUCCAUUCUUGCCUUUUUUAUGCAGCUUUCUCUUUUUAUAAAACGCACAUGGAUUUUAAGGAAGUCUAGGUUUUGAGUUACUAAACUGACAUUUAUAGAGUACUGUAAGUUCAUGUAUGAUUGUUAAAACAUAUUUACACGUUUACCUGGAUAACAUUCAGAAUAAUCCAGAAAGACCUUAUCUUGCCUUUCCAAAAUAUACCUAGACCAUUUCUGCAGUUUUUUUUACUGCUAUCAUAUUUCAGCUUGAUUUGUUUUUGCAUGUGGAACCACUAAUGGUGAUAAGAUUAAGUUGGUUUCAGUUUAGUACCUCAUACAUUUUAACCUAUGUCCAGAGUAAUGUCAUUUUAUUUUUGUUUUUUUGGGGGGUAUUUUUUUAAUUUAUACACAAUAUCACAGUUUCAAAAGAAUGUGCUUUUUUGUCGUCUGAUGGUUAAAGUCUAAGGGAAAUAGUUUGAAAUGUUAAUUGAAAUGUCAGUAAUACAAUAUUUUUGUUGAAGAUUAAUAAAGUAUUUACAUUAAAGUA